Molecule: messenger RNA, 2151 nt
Organism: Danaus chrysippus (African queen)
Lineage: Eukaryota; Metazoa; Arthropoda; Insecta; Lepidoptera; Nymphalidae
Source: the annotation of a GenBank genome assembly
AUGAAGCAUUCAAUUGUUUUCAUCGCGAUUUACUUUUGCACUGGAGAAGCUCAGAUAAGAAUAUUAGGGAGGAACAAAUUAUUGAAUGAAACACGAAGAAUAUUAAGAGGAGAAGAAGUUGAUGACACGAGACCUUAUAUGGUCUACCUCCGACCUGCUGGUACAGUCGCGAAGCAACUUAUAAACUCCAAUUGGUUAUGUGGCGGUGUUAUAAUUAGCGCUCAAUAUGUCCUCACUUCAGCCGCUUGUAUUGAAGAUGUACAGCAUUUUUACGUUAUAUCAGGAACACACAGAUGGAUACCGUUAGACAUGUCAAACGAUUGUAUUAAAUAUGGCGCGAAGAAAGCUGUGUGGAAAUGUGUACCAAAAGAUUACGUUUUCGACGGUAAAGAAUUCGAGAACAUUCGUUGGAUGGUAAAUGACAUAGCUGUUGUUAAAGUUGAAGAGGACUUUAAUUUCAAUAGACGAAUACGUGGUUGUGACUUUAUACCGAAAUUAAUAGCUUUCAAUAACCAAUCUGAAGAACUAGAGGCGGCGGGGACUGUAGCAUCUAUAGCUGGAUGGGGCUCUGUGGAAAGAUUCGGGGAUAAUUUUGGAAGAUCGACCAUGAACUCACCGGAGUUACUAGAAACUGAUGUUGUAUUGAUAUCGAAACAAAAGUGUAAAGCUGGCUGGCCAGAGAGGUACCACUACAUCAUUGAUGGAAACAUGGUGUGUGCGAAGGAUGGGGUUGAUUCUGACGCUAUGAACACCAUGUGUAAGGAACAAGAAAUUAAUUGCAAAGAACUAGUUUACUCCAAGGAAAGCGAUACUGAUGCAAGAAGAUAUGUUUUGAAGCCGGAGAAUUUGAGAGUACACUCAGCUAAACAUAUGGAGACGAGACGAUCUCAAAUAAUAUCUGGUGGAUUCUGUGAGAAUGAUCACGGCGGGCCUCUAGUUGUCGGUCACGGGAAAGGCUCUGUGGUUAUCGGUGUCAUAUCAGCUUGUAUGUCAGCCAACAUAACACAGAAGUGUUACGGACCAUUCCUUUACACCAGUGUCUGGAAAAACAGACACGUUAUCAGCUGCGCUAUUGAUAAGGAUCAAGGGCACAACGAUGAAGACGAUCGUUUUAAUAAUAUCUGUCUCAAAAAUGGCGCAAAGAAGGCUAUUUGGAAAUGUAUUCCAAGAAACUACGUGUUCGAUGGCCAUGAGAACGACAAUAUACGUUGGAUGAACAACGACAUAGCGAUAGUCAAAGUUGAAGACGAGUUUGACUUUAAUCGUCGUGUGAGAGGAUGCGACUUCGUUCCUCGACCGAUAUGUUACAACAAUCAAACUAGUCGCUAUGAAGAACCAGGGAAUGUGGCUUCAAUAGCCGGAUGGGGCAGCACUGAUAAAUACAAUGAUUGGGUUAACAAAGGAGGUUCGUCGACAACGCAAGAUCUAUUAGAGGCAGAUGUUGUUAUUAUAACUAAGAACAAUUGUAAGCGUCAAUGGGGUCCUCGAUACCACAGUAUUAUAGAUAAUUAUAUGAUCUGCUCUAGAGACACCAUACCAGAGCUAAGCGAAGUUUGUAACGAGAAAUAUGUUGAGUGUACAGACAUAAUGUAUUCUAUGGAAGAAUCACGAAGAGUUGAUCCGAGUGAGUUGAGACUUCACUCUGCUUUUCAUAACGAAUCAGGGAGACGACAAGAGGCCGCGAGUGGAGGAUUUUGUGAGAACGACCACGGCGGCCCAUUAGUUUAUGGGCAGGGUUCCAGUGCAAUAGUCAUAGGCAUCAUAUCAGCUUGCCUUGUCAAAGAACGGACCAACAAAUGCUAUGGACCUUACUUGUAUACCAGCGUCUACAAGAACCGCAUGCUCAUAAACUGCGCCAUUUACAAGGAUAUUGCAGGUGACUGCACAAAACUAUUUAGAGCUAGCGACACUCACGUUGAAGAGCACAUAAGUUGGGCUGAUCAUCCUGAUGGCCCAGCCAAAAACGAAAUAUCAAAAAUGAGGCGUACAGAAGAAGAGAAAAUCAAAAAUAAUACGUUAAAGUCUAACAGAACUGAACAUAAUACGCCUUUAGACAAAGUUAUUAAACAUGGCGGUGUCGUAUUAAGAGCGUUUGAAGAGAGUGAAGAAUUCGAUAAAAGAUUGGAAAAUACUAAUACAACCAGACGAUAA